Messenger RNA from Ilyonectria robusta, 963 nucleotides. RefSeq names its product 2OG-Fe-II oxygenase. Lineage: Eukaryota; Fungi; Ascomycota; Sordariomycetes; Hypocreales; Nectriaceae. The transcript has 3 exons. The coding region runs from base 1 to 963 and encodes 320 amino acids. The record is from RefSeq and is a predicted model, not a curated record.
AUGGAAUUGGAUCUAAUUCCUGUUAUUGAUGCGUCGAGGAUCUGGAGUAAGAACUCCGAGGAUCGCCAGGCUGUGGCUGACGAGAUCCGCGAUGCGUCCACAAAGAUUGGGUUCUUUUAUUUGAUCAACCACGGAAUCGAUCCAAAAUAUGCCGACGAGACCAUAGCGCAAGCCAAACGCUUUUUUUCGUUGCCGGAAGAGAAAAAGAUGGAGGUCUUCACUGGCCUGGUCCCAAAUGAAUACGUUGGGUACCAUCCGAUGGAAUGCUACAACCGAAACGGAUGGAAACGCCAGGACUUGAGCGAGGCCUUUAAUUGGGCAUAUGAUCCCAUCGAGGACCCAGAUGCAGUGGAUGAUGCAGACCCAUCCGUCAGUAUCUGGCCUUCUAACCUCCCAGGAUUUCGCAAAGGUCUCUACGCAUACCAUACACAGUUGCUGCGCCUAUCUCGUCAGUUGACUCGAAUAUUUGCACUGGCUCUGCACCUACCUGAAAACUACUUUGACCCGUACGUUCGAAAGCCUGAAGCUGGCAUGCGGAUUCUACGCUACCCGGAGCAGAAGUAUUCCAUUGACGAGCAAAAUGGCAUUGGGGCACACACUGACGUUGAGUGUUUCACCAUUGUUACACAGGAUUCUUCUGGGGGGCUUGAAGUACUUAGCAAGGCCGGCGUAUGGGUCAAGGCUAAGCCAAUCCCUGGGUCUCUUGUAGUCAACAUUGCCGACUGCUUCAUGAGGCAGACCAACGACUUGUUUGUCUCAACGAUUCAUCGAGUCAUCAACCUGAGCGGAAAUGAGAGGUACUCUGCUCCGUUCUUCUUCGGGUUUGAUAGAACAAAGCUCUUGGAGCCAGUGCGCACGUGUAUCAGUGAUGAUCACCCAAUGAAGUACCCAAUCAUGACGGGGGGGGAAUAUUACGCUUGGAGGACAAACAAGCAAAAGGGAACUAGCACAAGAAGUACAUAG